CCCGCCGCAACUUCUCGCUGCGCGGGUGCGGACCGCGCAUCUCUCACGUGCGCAUCCCUGUCCCCUCCGCGCAGACCCUCGGGACGGAGCCGCGGCUUGCUGCGCGCCGCGGAGCCGGGGGCUGCCGCCGCUGCCCGACUGCUGAGAACAUUUUUUCUGAGUGACUCCAGCUUCCAGACACGUUUGCCAUGAUAAGGGUUUCGAUCCUUUCCCACAUUUGCCCUGAGUCAUGAGUGGAUAUGUGUGAUGUCUGCAAGUAAAACUGGGUAAGAAGAGUGACCUUUUUGGGUGGCUGUAACUGAAGAUUGCUUCACAGGAGCAACUGAAGAAGGUUUUUGAGUCAUGAUGCAAGAAUCUGGGACUGAGACAAAAAGUAACGGUUCAGCCAUUCAGAAUGGAGCGAGCGGUGGCAACCAUUUACUAGAGUGCAGCCUGCGGGAAGUGAGAUCAAACGGCGAGACACCUUCAGUUGAAAUUGGGGCUGCAGAUUUAGCACAUCUUCAGCAGCAGCAGGCUCUCCAGGUGGCACGGCAGCUUCUACUGCAGCAGCAGCAGCAACAGCAGCAGCAGCAGCAGCAGCAGCAGCAGCAGCAAGUUAGUGGAUUAAAGUCUCCGAAGAGGAAUGACAAACAGCCAGCCCUUCAGGUUCCAGUGUCGGUGGCUAUGAUGACACCUCAAGUGAUCACUCCCCAGCAAAUGCAGCAGAUCCUCCAGCAACAAGUGCUAACUCCCCAGCAACUCCAAGUCCUGCUCCAACAGCAGCAGGCACUCAUGCUUCAACAGCAGCAGCUUCAAGAGUUUUAUAAGAAACAACAGGAACAGUUGCAGCUUCAACUUUUACAGCAACAACAUGCUGGAAAACAGCCUAAAGAGCCCCAGCAGCAGCAGGUGGCUACACAGCAGUUGGCCUUUCAGCAGCAACUCUUACAGAUGCAGCAGUUGCAACAGCAGCACCUCCUGUCUCUGCAGCGUCAGGGGCUGCUGACGAUCCAGCCUGGCCAGCCUACUCUGCCUUUGCAACCCCUUGCACAAGGCAUGAUUCCAACAGAACUGCAGCAGCUCUGGAAGGAAGUGACAAGCUCACACACAGCGGAGGAGGCAGCCAGCAACAACCACAGCAGCCUGGACCUGUCCACCACCUGCGUCUCCUCCUCUGCGCCGUCUAAGACCUCCUUAAUCAUCAACCCACACGCCUCAACUAAUGGACAGCUAUCAGUCCACACUCCUAAACGGGAGAGUUUAUCCCAUGAGGAGCACUCGCACAGCCAUCCGCUGUAUGGACACGGCGUAUGCAAGUGGCCGGGCUGUGAAGCAGUAUGUGAAGACUUCCAAUCGUUUCUAAAACAUCUCAACAGUGAGCAUGCGCUGGAUGAUAGAAGUACAGCCCAAUGUAGAGUACAAAUGCAGGUUGUACAGCAGUUAGAGCUACAGCUUGCAAAAGAUAAAGAGCGCCUGCAAGCCAUGAUGACACACCUGCAUGUGAAGUCAACUGAACCAAAAGCAACCCCUCAGCCUCUGAAUCUGGUAUCGAGCGUCACGCUUUCCAAGACUGCAUCCGAGGCGUCUCCGCAGAGCUUACCUCAUACUCCCACCACCCCGACUGCGCCCAUCACUCCUGUCACGCAGGGACCGUCGGUCAUCACUACCACGAGCAUGCACAACGUCGGACCCAUCCGGAGGCGGUACUCGGAUAAAUACAACGUCCCCAUUUCGUCAGCAGAUAUUGCCCAGAACCAAGAAUUUUAUAAGAAUGCCGAAGUUAGACCACCAUUCACGUACGCAUCUUUAAUUAGACAGGCCAUCCUCGAAUCGCCAGAAAAACAGCUAACACUAAAUGAAAUCUACAACUGGUUCACGCGAAUGUUUGCUUACUUCAGACGCAACGCAGCGACGUGGAAGAAUGCAGUGCGUCAUAAUCUUAGUCUUCACAAGUGUUUUGUGCGAGUAGAAAACGUUAAAGGGGCAGUAUGGACAGUGGAUGAACUAGAGUUCCAAAAACGAAGGCCACAAAAGAUCAGUGGUAACCCUUCUCUUAUUAAAAACAUACAGACCAGCCACACCUACUGCACACCUCUCAAUGCUGCUUUACAGGCUUCAAUGGCUGAGAACAGUAUACCUCUAUACACUACUGCUUCCAUGGGAAAUCCCACUCUGGGCAAUUUAGCCACCGCGAUGAGGGAAGAGCUUAAUGGUGCAAUGGAGCAUACGAACAGUAACGGGAGUGACAGUAGUCCAGGACGUUCCCCUAUGCAAGCAAUGCACCCUGUGCAUGUCAAAGAAGAACCAUUAGAUCCAGAUGAAAAUGAAGGCCCGCUAUCCUUAGUGACAACAGCCAACCACAGUCCAGAUUUUGAUCAUGACAGAGAUUAUGAAGAUGAACCUGUAAAUGAGGACAUAGAAUGAGUAUGUCUGACAUCGUUAUCCUGAGAAUGAAGAUUGGAGGAACACGUCAAACUUAGCUGUGAAAUCUCUCCAUUAUUGUACAGUCUGGAGGAUUCUCAGUCCACUUUGACAACUAUGAAAUAUGUUAACUCUUAGUGCCAUCAAGUAUCCCAUUUGGGAGUAUUUUUGAUUUUUCUACUUUUUGUUGAAAAAAGGAAUUUGUACUCUGUGCAUUGGAUGGACUUGUUUGGUACUUGGGAUUUUCCUCUCUUACAGUCAACAUCAGUGUUGUAAAUUUGCUAAACUGAUUCACUUGCAUUUAGCAGCCAGCUGUGGACUGCAGGUCCUGCCAAUUUUGGACACUUGAGGACAUGAAACUGAGCAUGUACACCUGAACUGCAGAUCAAGUCUUUGCCCAGAUUUUAAGGAUUCCAAUGGACAACAUAUUUGCACAGUACUGCAUGUUGAUUAUCACUGCCUUUACUCCAUUAUUUUUUCUGUUGGUUUGUUGGGGUUUUUUUGGUUGGUUUCCUUUUUUUU
This is a messenger RNA of Dryobates pubescens (Downy woodpecker), 2922 nucleotides long. It is a transcript of the gene FOXP1, whose product is annotated as forkhead box P1. Gene Ontology annotation, biological process: regulation of transcription by RNA polymerase II. NCBI's taxonomy places the organism in Eukaryota, Metazoa, Chordata, Aves, Piciformes, Picidae. The coding region runs from base 343 to 2403 and encodes 686 amino acids. The transcript has 19 exons. Gene Ontology annotation, molecular function: RNA polymerase II cis-regulatory region sequence-specific DNA binding; DNA-binding transcription repressor activity, RNA polymerase II-specific. The record is from RefSeq and is a predicted model, not a curated record. Gene Ontology annotation, cellular component: nucleus.